AUGGUGCCAGCAGGCGCCUCUGCCGCUGUGCGCAUCCGCUUCAGCCCCGAGGAGAACAAGGAUUAUUCCCACCAGCUCAUCUGCAUGACUACCAGUGAAAGGAUCGUGGUGCCAAUUCGGGCCAUUGCUGCCCGAGCUGUCCUGGACUUCCCUGAGCAGCUGGACUUCUCCAGGUGUCCAGUCAAGAGCAGCACCCAGAAGACUGUGCUGCUCCGCAACACUGGGAACCUGGAAGCUCGUUUCCAGCUGAGCACCCAGAGUCCUUUCUCCGUGGCUCCGGCCGCAGGAGCUCUGGGCGCUGGUGACACCGUGCAGGUGACAGUGGGAUUCCACGCGCUGACGGCCGGUGACCAUUGCGGGUGCCUGGCAGUGUGCUGCAGCACAGGUGAAGAGAGAAUCCAAACACACCUCAAAGGAGAAGCUGUGGAUGUCAACGUUGGGUUGAGCACAAGUUCUGUGGAGAUGGACAAGACUUUGAUCACCAUGUCAAGCCACAGAACUGUGUUCAUUGAAAACAGGAGUAACAUCACAGCCCACUUCCAGUGGAAGGCUUUUCCUAGUGAGGAAGAAGAGGAUGAAGAGAAGAGGAGGCAGUGUCUUAUUCGGCAGUCACAGAGAGAGCUGUGGCUGGAAAAAUUAAUGGAGGAGAAAGAAACAGGGAAGGAGAAGGGCUCUUGUGAGGAUUGUGCUGCCCUCCUGAGAGCUCCAGGGGAGAUGGCAAAGGUGCACCCAGACCCCAUGUUCUCUGAUGACUUUUUUCUCAUUGAGCCAAUGGUGAACCUGAUCAACCAAGGAGCUCUUGAUGCUCCCUUCAGCUGCAUCCCUUCAGCCACAAAGGUGGGCUUGGGCUUCAAGUUGGCACCUCAGGAGGGCAUCAUUGCAGCAGGUGGGAGCCAGACUCUCCAGAUCUCCUUCAGUGCCACCGUGUUGGGGAGGUUUGAGGAAGAAUUCCGGUUCAGUGUGGCUGGAUCUCCUACGCCUGCCAUCCUGACCAUCAGGGGCAGCGUCACUGGACCGAGUUUGCACUUCGACCUCCCUGAGCUCGACUUCGGGGACAUCUCCUUUGGCUUUCCCUACACCCAGCGCUGCCGGCUCACUAACAGCUCCCCGGUGCCCGUGACGUUCCAGCUCCGCAUGUCGUUCGAUGGCACGCAGCCGGCUGUGGACAGCGUGGAUCAGAUCCGCUGCCACAGUGACCCAGCCUGGAGGAAGGGCGUUCACUUGUAUGUGGAGCCCCGGGAGUUUACCAUCACUCCCAGCCAAGGGACCAUCCUGCCCCAGGGACACCAGGACAUCCAGGUGACCCUGUGUUCCAACUCGGUGAUGGAGUUCUACAGGAAAAUGCUGGUGGAUCUGGAGGGUUUUGGCAAGGGAGUGGCAUCAUUGGUCAUCACAGCCAGAUGUCUUGUUCCUAAGCUGCAAGUGUCCCCCCACGUGCUGCAGUAUGAUGAGUGCCUCCUGAAGGUGCCCUACGAGAAGAAGUUCAUCAUUAGGAAUCCCAGCCACCUGCCUGGCUGCUACGGGCUUAUUGAACAGAAACGCAAGGAGGACUCUGCUGUGCUCUACUCCAGCCCCAGGCCCUGUGGGAUUGUCCAGCCUCACAGCACUGCAGAGAUCCCAGUGCUGGUGGAAGUGCAGGCGCUGGGCACGCAUCGCACCAAUGUUCUCAUCGGCGUGUUCGGGGAUGAGAGAAACCCACUGGCUUCCAGUAUCCUGCCAGUGUCAGGUGUGCUGCAGCCAGGAGAGAGCCAGCAGGUCUCCUUGCCCUUCUCUGGCCACCUCAACAGCAUCUCCAGUGCCACAGUGCUGUGCCACGUGGAGGGAGGCCCCAGCUCCGAGGUGCUGGUGCCCGGGGAGGCCUCACGUGUCAGCUGCUCCCCGAGCCCCCAGGAGAUCAACUGUGGCUCUGGGGCACCUCUCAGGGAGAGAAGGGAGCUGAAGCGGCCGUCUCCAAAGCUUGAGGAGGAGACAAAAGCCUUGGAGGAGGAAGAGAGGCAGAAGGAGAAAGAGAAGCAGAAGAAAGAAAAGAAGGGUGUCUCUAUCAGAUUGUUCACCAAGUCUCAUUCUCAAAAUAACUUCACGUGGGAACUUGUGACUGCUUAG
Messenger RNA from Passer domesticus (house sparrow), 2103 nucleotides. Its product is annotated as hydrocephalus-inducing protein-like. Gene Ontology annotation, cellular component: axoneme. Bases 1 to 2103 code for a protein of 700 amino acids. The transcript has 14 exons. Gene Ontology annotation, biological process: axonemal central apparatus assembly; cilium movement. NCBI's taxonomy places the organism in Eukaryota, Metazoa, Chordata, Aves, Passeriformes, Passeridae. The record is from RefSeq and is a predicted model, not a curated record.